AUGAGAGAAUUACGAAAUCAGUUAAAUAAGCUUAAAGUAUUAAAAGGUUCGGUUGACAGUAAAACAACUUAUGAAUUUUUUACUAUUUUAAAUGAAAUAUCUAAUUUUACAAUUGUUUUAAAUUCAACUAGUGGCAUGUUUGUGUUAGGUGCAUCUUUUUAUACAACUGAAUUCCUUUGUAUGAUAAAUAAAGAGUUCACAGAUACAACUAAUUUCAUAUCUAAUAUCCCUUUUGACAUAAUAAAAACUGAUAUUACGAAAAAUAAUUUAAUAUUUAAAGAAAAAAUAUUUGAUUUAGGAAUUAUUGAACCUUCUUUAACAAGAAAUAUCAAAAUAACCGAUUUUAAUUACUCAAUUCAUCUGUUAAAAUAUUGUAAAUCAGUUGUGUUUUUAGUUAAAGGGACAUUGAAAGAAUACAGCUCACCACAUAAGACAAAAUACAAGUUUAGUGUGAUUGGUAAAAUACAGAUAGAAAAGAAAAGUGAUAAAAUUUCCAAAUCAAAAAUGGAAAGUUAUGAAAUAGUUAAAGUGGCGGAAUAA
Messenger RNA from Hepatospora eriocheir, 540 nucleotides. Lineage: Eukaryota; Fungi; Microsporidia; Hepatosporidae. The record is from the annotation of a GenBank genome assembly.